AUGGAGCAUGUUCAAGUUCCACCCAACUUCGACCCUUGGAGCCAGAAUUUGAACAUCACAGUUUCCGAUGGCCAAGGCGGAUGGGUUGUGGUGACGAGAAACAUGCAGGACCUUGACCAAUAUCGGUACUAUGGAUUUCGUCUUGCGAUCAGCUAUGGAGCUGGAUUCGGAGCAUGUUUACUGCUUUUCCUGGUUCUCCUAAUCACGACCAAGGCCGAUCGACGAAAGUCCGCCAUAUUCUUGCUCAAUGUCGCUUGUGUCUUCUCCAAUUGCAUCCGUUGUCUGCUGUUCAGCAGCUGGCUCACCGGCGAAUUCUACAAUCCCUAUUCCGUUCUCAGCCAGGACUGGAGACGCAUCACUAACGGAGACUUUGCCAAUCAUAUCGCCAUCAAUAUCUUCGGUAUCCUGGUCAACGCUCUGGUCUUCGCCUCGCUCAGUCUUCAAGUGUGGACCGUCUGCGUCACCACACCGCCUCUACAGCGAAGCAUCAUCAUGGUUGUUACUCUAAUCAUGGCUGGCGUCUCGUUUGGGUACAGAGUCGCUGCUGUGUACUACAACACCAAGUUGACAUUGUCCUAUCAACCCCUAGACUCUAUUGAGUACCUAGUGUCAAUUUCCUAUAUGCUUCAGACCGUUGCGAUCUGGCUCUUCAGUUGCGUGUUUACCUGGAAGCUCGGCUAUGCGAUUAUACAGAGGCGUCGUCUCAACAUGCCUCAGUUUGGACCGAUCCAAGUCGUCUUUAUCAUGGGCUGUCAGACUAUGCUGAUUCCAGCAAUCUUUUCUUCACUUCAAUAUGCAGGCUUCCUUCCUGAGAUUGUUACUCAUGUCCUCACGGUCGUCUGCAUCUUCCUCCCGCUAUCAGCAAUCUGGGCGGGAGUUGUGAACGACCAGGACCUUGCCUCCAGAGGGCCCGAUGCUCAUCAGCGACUUAUCAGGAACGAUUACUUCAACUCUGGAUCCAGAGCUACAAUGGUCGGGGGCUCUACUGUCUGCGAUAAGAGUCGUCAGAUGAGUGUGUGGUCUGAUACGAAGAGCAAGGACAUUGAGAGCAUUCCUCUCACUCCUACAGUACCUACUCCCAAGAGUAUAAAGAGCAACGAAAUCAGGGUCGACCGCGACUUCAACGUUUCGCGCCACGAUGCUGCUAGUCGGGUCUAA
This is a messenger RNA of Bipolaris oryzae ATCC 44560, 1158 nucleotides long. RefSeq lists its product as uncharacterized. The record is from RefSeq and is a predicted model, not a curated record. NCBI's taxonomy places the organism in Eukaryota, Fungi, Ascomycota, Dothideomycetes, Pleosporales, Pleosporaceae. Gene Ontology annotation, molecular function: mating-type factor pheromone receptor activity; pheromone binding. The transcript is spliced from 2 exons. Bases 1 to 1158 code for a protein of 385 amino acids. Gene Ontology annotation, cellular component: G protein-coupled receptor homodimeric complex; membrane. Gene Ontology annotation, biological process: G protein-coupled receptor signaling pathway.